Molecule: messenger RNA, 1334 nt
Organism: Drosophila miranda
Lineage: Eukaryota; Metazoa; Arthropoda; Insecta; Diptera; Drosophilidae
Gene: ppk31
Product: degenerin unc-8
Exons: 5
Coding region: 28-1323 (431 amino acids)
Biological process (GO): sodium ion transmembrane transport
Cellular component (GO): membrane
Molecular function (GO): ligand-gated sodium channel activity
Source: RefSeq, a predicted model, not a curated record
UUGUAUUUUUCCGCUGGACGGUGCAUAAUGAACUGGUACCGCUUUCAGGGCUUGGCUCUGAAGGGGAUACUCUAUUUUGCGACGUUUUAUCUUUCCUUGCCAUUUUUUGGCAAUGUCGCCUUGUCACUGCUGCACAGCUACAUCUCCUCGUCGGUGUCCUUUAACUUGGACACUAUUUAUCUCAAUUGGAACUCUACCUUUCCGGCCAUAACCGUAUGUGAGAUAUACAACGCCGAAAGGAUUUGGGAACUGAGUGACGCCCACUUUGGCAGCGAGCACGAAAUGCACAUCGAUGACUUCAUCAGCGAGAUAGUGUUCUACCGGGGCGUCUGCAGCAGCUGCGAGAACUGCGCCAAGCUCCGCUGUCCCGGAAACUAUACCCUGCUCCUGGAAGUGUUCCGCACCAAGUGCCAUCAAUUGAUAUUAAACUGUAGCUACCUCAAUGAACUGUUCGACUGCUGCGAUGAGUUCCUGCCCGUGCCCACAGAGUACGGACUGUGCUACUCCUUCAAUUCCCACCAGGCUCGAAAGGUGGCCCAUGUCCAGUACACGAACAAUCGCAUGACGGGUCCUGGACAUCUCACAUUCAAUGCUGCCGCCGAUGUCCAGCUGUAUGUGCAUGCGCCCAUCGAUGUGCCGUUUCAGUUAUCCGAGGGAAUGAUUCGUGAGACGGUGCUGCUGGGCCACUUCAAGGAGCUCGUCUUGAACGUCAUCGAGGUGCACAACGACGAGAGUGUUCAGGACCUGAGCUCAGAGCAGCGAAGAUGUCGCUAUGGCCACGAGCACGUCGACGACCGCCAGGGCAUUUACGAGUUCUACAGCUACUCCGGCUGCGUGGUGGAGUGCACCGUGCUCCUGCAGCUGGUCAACUGCAACUGCACCAAUCAUUUUAUGGCUGUGCCCGGCCAGAAUUCCCUGCCCGUCUGCGACUAUCGUGGCCUGAUCUGCUUGACCAAAGUCAGGCAGAAACUGAUGACGGAGCGCAAGUCUUGCGAGUGCAUGAGUGCAUGCGAGGAGCCCGAGUACAACAUUAUCUACAACUCCGCGGACAACGACGAUGAGGAUGCGGAGGACAUCUCCAAAGUGCGUGUGGCCCUAGUGGAGCUUCCCACUCAGCGUUAUGUUCGCCGGGUGGCGAAAACCAUUUUGGAUUUCUUGAUCUCUUUAGGCGGUCUGGUGGGUCUGUUCUUCAACACCUCCGCCCUGCGCUUGGUGGAGACUGUGUUUCUAAUUGUGCGGUACAGGAAAACGAUUGUGCAGUGGGUUAAAAGAAUUUGGUUUGGCACAAUUAAGUAUUUACAGAUUCUGGACCAGUCAAAAUAAAUCACAAUAAC